Messenger RNA from Phyllopteryx taeniolatus (common seadragon), 607 nucleotides. It is a transcript of the gene nupr1b, whose product is annotated as nuclear protein 1b. Gene Ontology annotation, cellular component: nucleus. Bases 64 to 282 code for a protein of 72 amino acids. The record is from RefSeq and is a predicted model, not a curated record. The transcript has 3 exons. Gene Ontology annotation, biological process: regulation of transcription by RNA polymerase II; negative regulation of cell cycle; negative regulation of cell population proliferation. Lineage: Eukaryota; Metazoa; Chordata; Actinopteri; Syngnathiformes; Syngnathidae.
CAUAAAAGCGCAGGCCGGCCCCACACGCGGGCAGCCACGCAGCCACACGGACACGUCGGCGCCAUGAGUCACGUGGACGUCAACAAGUUGAAGCCCAGCAACUUCGAGGAGCAGUACUACGACCAGUACGACUUCUACAACCUCAGCGACAAGUACGCAGAGGGGGCGUCGCGCAAGGGCCGCACCAAGAAGGAGGCCAGCGACAACACCAACCGGCCCAACCCCACCGGACACGAGCGCAAGGCCGCCGAGAAACUGCAGAAGAACAAAAGCAAAGCCUGAACGCAAAAGGACCUCUCUGACGGCUCGACCGGACCCGACCAGCCAGCGACGACGUCGGCCGCGUGCGACGACCCCCGACCCCCGUGGUGGUGACGAAUGUGCCGACUUGAUGUUUUUUGCAAUAAAGUUUCCAAAACGCAACAAUAAAUAUGAUGUGAGCAACACUGCCCUCUGUUGGCCUGACAGUCCACUGACUGACGUGUUCUUGCGCCUCAUUUAUGAUGAUCGCCAACUUUUUGUGAACGGCGGAGGAGACCUGAUCAAUGUCUACUUUUAAACACAAGAUGUCACCAAAGAGACAAUAAAGAUGACUAUUCAAUGUUGA